Molecule: messenger RNA, 2174 nt
Organism: Salarias fasciatus (jewelled blenny)
Lineage: Eukaryota; Metazoa; Chordata; Actinopteri; Blenniiformes; Blenniidae
Product: carbonic anhydrase 1
Exons: 7
Coding region: 143-925 (260 amino acids)
Biological process (GO): regulation of pH; carbon dioxide transport
Cellular component (GO): cytoplasm
Molecular function (GO): zinc ion binding; carbonate dehydratase activity
Source: RefSeq, a predicted model, not a curated record
ACCAGCCUGACAGACGCACCGCACACAGGGGAGCCUAUAUAAGCUGUGCAGCUGUCAGGUGGAGGACACUGGCUGCUCUGCGCUGGGGGACGACUGGCUUCAGGGGAUUACAGCUCCAAAUACUCAGAUCUAAACUGUAGCAAUGUCUCACGCCUGGGGAUACGCGGCAAACAACGGACCCGACAAAUGGUGCGAUAACUUCCCCAUUGCCAAUGGACCCCGUCAGUCUCCCAUUGACAUCCUACCUGGCGCAGCAUCAUACGACUCUGGGCUGAAGCCGCUCAACCUGAAGUACGACCCCGCCACCUGCCUGGACAUCCUCAACAACGGACAUUCCUUCCAAGUGUCCUUCUCAGACGACAACGACAGCUCAAGUCUGAAAGAUGGGCCGAUCUCUGGGACCUACAGGCUCAAGCAGUUUCAUUUCCACUGGGGAGCUUCUGACGACAAGGGCUCCGAGCACACUGUGGCCGGGACCAAGUAUCCUGCUGAGCUCCAUCUUGUGCACUGGAACACCAAAUAUGCAAGCUUCGGAGAAGCUGCCAGCCAGCCCGAUGGGCUCGCUGUGGUUGGAGUCUUCCUGAAGAUUGGCGACACAAAUGCAAACCUCCAGAAGGUUCUUGACAUGUUUGGUGCCAUCAAGUGCAAAGGCAAGCAGACCACCUUCCCUAACUUCGACCCUGCGACUUUGCUCCCCGGUUGCCUUGACUACUGGACAUACGACGGCUCCCUGACCACGCCCCCUCUGCUGGAGAGUGUCACCUGGAUUGUGUGCAAGGAGCCAAUCAGCGUGAGCAGCGAGCAGAUGGGCAAAUUCCGCAGCCUGCUCUUCUCCGCAGAGGGCGAGUCCGAAUGCUGCAUGAUGGACAACUACCGCCCGCCCCAGCCGCUCAAGGGCCGCGCCGUCCGCGCUUCCUUCCAGUAGUAACCCUCCCCCCGGUUUGCCCUUUCUGCCCUGUUGCCCUCUCUCCCUCCCUUCCCCCGUCCUCUAGCGAAACACCCAGAAUUACCUCUCUUGCAGUGAGUUGCUAAGCACACAUAUCUCUCUCCGUCCAGUUUUAAAAAGAAGAGGAAGAAGAAGAAAUUCCUGUGACUCAUUGCAGCCAUGAGAUGGAGCAUGAAUUUGCACCCUUUUCUAUGUGUAACAUGCCAGCAAAGAAAACCAGUCAUAAUUUAUUUUAUAGGAUUCACACUUCAUGGUGGCAGUGAAACGUUUACCAGUAUUCCAGUGUCGUCGUUUUUAAAGAUUUUGCGUCGGUGUGCGCGGCCGUCCAACCAACACCUCCAGGAGGAAAAACCAGGAUGAAUUACAGUCAGAAUGGUGCUCUGGUGCAAGGCAGGAGGCGGCACAGAGCCCCGGCUCGCUGCGGCAGGCAGGGGGAGGUGAAAAAAUAUCACCAUCUGUGAGUAGGGUAAGGUGCAAAUAAGAGGCACACUCACACACACAAACACACACACACACACACACACACACACACACACACACACACACACACACACACACACACAGGCCUCUCCCACUGCCAGUCUGUCUGUAAUCUCUGACUGACUGCCAGCCUCUGCAUCGCAGCAGCUUAAUGAAACGCCGCAGCCGCCUCCAUCACAACCGAUUGACUCAGAAAAUCCCCCUCUGGCACACACACACAGACAGACACACACACACAGACACACACACACACACACAGACACACGCACACGACAUUGCACGCUCAGUCUCAUGCAGACGUGAUGCCUAUAGGCACUGACCUGCUUAUUGAUCGAGUUGUACAACAGUGUAGAUCAACAAAGGGUGCGCGCACACACUGCUGUUACUGCGAGCUCCUGCUCACCAUGAAUGUGACUUUUUUUUUCUGUUUUUGCAGCUCGUUGUCAACAUUUUCAUGUUUCCCAAAUUGUGUUUUUAUUAUUAUUUCGAACUGAGUCUGUUUUUAGCUUAUGCAAACUAAGUUGUGAUUCCUUCCUGUUUUACAACCAAAAGCUCUUACUUCUCCCAAUGCCCCGAUGAAUUGAAUUGUAAUGUAUGAAAAGAAGUUUUUACCAAUCAAUAUGUCUAGUGCUAAAGCUUCAAACGCACACUCGUGUUGUACGUGAUGCCAUAGCGGCUGACACGCAAAGCCAAGGAAGAAAUUAACUCGCCAAAAAAGCCAAAGGAGGUGAAAGAACCUGCCAGCGGA